Caenorhabditis bovis is the source of this 627-nucleotide messenger RNA. NCBI's taxonomy places the organism in Eukaryota, Metazoa, Nematoda, Chromadorea, Rhabditida, Rhabditidae. The record is from the annotation of a GenBank genome assembly.
AUGAGCAGUAGAGGUCAAAAGGCAAAAGCGGGCAGCAGCAGCUCAAAGAAAAGAAAACAGAGAAAAUUGGAGUACCGACUUCGCCGCAAGAAUUCGGUUUUGAUGGCCAAUUUCCGCGAGGAAUUCACCACACCAGGAGGAUUGCAGAGGUCGUGGUCUUGUGUGGAAUUGGGCAAGACACAAUGUCGUGAGACGACUAGUACAAAGCGAGUCUCAUUCUCAUUGAGAACACCGACGAAUUCUGUUGAAAAUCUGGAGUCACUCCCGAAUCCGAAGAAGGAGCCUCGCUCAAUUUUACGAAGCAACACGUCGUUCCUGGGUGGCAAAGAUUCGCUCACACAUAUGGAUUUUGACACGUUCAGUGCUUGGCGACGAGGAUCGAAAAUGAGCGAUGAUGUCGUCCGUUUCCAACAGUGCAGUGUUCCGACACUUGAAGAAAUGAAGAGAAAACAGAAGAGGAAGGAGAACGAUGAAGAAAACCAUACCGCCAUUAGCGAAGAUGACUGGUGGAUUGUCAAAGUGUUUAAACUUGGCAUCACAAGUUGUUUCAAUCGCAGAAGUGUCAACCCGGAUCCACCAGAAACUAUUAAUGUCGAUAGUCUCAUAAACAUGAUUAUCGCCUACUAA